AUGAUGUUUUCUUCUGCUUUAUUCUCUGCAAUCUGGGCAUCAUUAAUCUGGGCUGUGAAUUUAUAGCUGGAUAAGAGCUUGAAGGCACACUAGUCUUGAAGUGUAGGGUGAAGGUUUCUCUUCACGGUGCAUGGACGGAAAGCCAAUGCGCAGGUGUACCAGUACUCGGCCAGGAGAGACCGGAAUGGACGUGACCAGCCGCUGCACACUCGGAGAUCCCAACAAGCUGCCUGAGGGGGUGCCGCAGCCCGCUCGCAUGCCCUACAUCUCCGACAAGCACCCCCGGCAGACGUUGGAAGUCAUCAACCUCCUCCGGAAGCACCGGGAGCUGUGCGAUGUGGUGCUGGUAGUGGGCGCCAAGAAGAUCUACGCCCACAGGGUGAUCCUGUCGGCCUGCAGCCCCUACUUCCGAGCCAUGUUCACCGGGGAGCUGGCAGAGUCCCGGCAGACGGAGGUCGUGAUCAGGGACAUCGAUGAGAGGGCCAUGGAACUGCUGAUCGACUUUGCCUACACCUCUCAGAUCACUGUAGAGGAGGGGAAUGUCCAGACCUUGUUGCCUGCUGCUUGCCUGCUCCAGCUGGCCGAGAUCCAGGAGGCCUGCUGCGAGUUUCUUAAGAGACAGUUGGACCCUUCCAAUUGCCUGGGCAUCCGAGCUUUUGCUGACACUCACUCGUGCCGUGAACUGCUGAGGAUUGCUGACAAGUUCACGCAGCAUAACUUCCAGGAGGUAAUGGAGAGCGAGGAGUUCAUGCUGCUUCCUGCCAAUCAGCUCAUAGACAUAAUAUCCAGCGACGAGUUAAAUGUGCGCAGCGAAGAGCAGGUGUUCAAUGCCGUGAUGGCCUGGGUGAAGUACAGCAUUCAGGAAAGAAGACCCCAGCUGCCACAGGUCCUGCAGCAUGUCCGCCUGCCACUGCUGAGUCCCAAGUUCCUUGUGGGUACAGUGGGUUCUGAUCCGCUAAUUAAGAGUGAUGAGGAAUGCCGGGAUCUAGUGGAUGAAGCUAAAAACUAUCUGCUGUUGCCCCAAGAGCGGCCGCUGAUGCAGGGACCAAGAACUAGGCCACGCAAACCCAUCCGCUGUGGAGAGGUGCUCUUUGCAGUGGGGGGCUGGUGUAGCGGGGAUGCAAUUUCCAGUGUGGAGCGCUACGACCCUCAGACCAACGAGUGGAGGAUGGUGGCUUCCAUGAGCAAAAGGCGCUGUGGCGUUGGAGUCAGUGUUCUGGAUGAUCUCCUCUAUGCUGUGGGAGGCCACGACGGUUCCUCGUAUCUUAACAGCGUAGAAAGGUAUGAUCCCAAGACCAAUCAGUGGAGCAGUGAUGUGGCCCCCACCAGCACCUGCAGGACCAGUGUUGGAGUAGCAGUUCUGGGGGGCUACCUCUAUGCUGUGGGUGGCCAGGAUGGCGUCUCUUGUCUCAACAUUGUGGAAAGGUAUGAUCCCAAAGAAAACAAAUGGACUCGAGUGGCUUCCAUGAGCACCAGGCGCCUGGGAGUUGCAGUGGCUGUGCUGGGAGGCUUCCUCUAUGCUGUGGGAGGCUCUGAUGGAACUUCUCCUCUCAAUACUGUGGAACGCUACAACCCCCAGGAGAACCGCUGGCACACCAUCGCACCCAUGGGGACGAGGAGGAAACACCUGGGCUGUGCAGUGUACCAGGACAUGAUCUAUGCUGUGGGAGGCAGGGAUGACACAACAGAGCUCAGCAGUGCUGAGAGAUACAACCCUCGGACCAACCAGUGGUCUCCCGUUGUGGCCAUGACGUCCCGCCGGAGCGGAGUUGGCCUUGCUGUGGUGAAUGGACAGCUGAUGGCAGUGGGGGGUUUUGAUGGCACAACGUACUUGAAGACCAUUGAGGUGUUUGAUCCAGAUGCUAACACAUGGAGGUUGUAUGGCGGGAUGAACUACCGGCGGCUGGGAGGAGGCGUAGGAGUUAUCAAAAUGACACACUGUGAAUCCCAUAUAUGGUAAGCAUCCAGCGGGAGGGAGUUCCCUUGGUUCUCAUUCCUAGAAAAACUGAAGAGACUUGUUGACACUGGACCUCUUUGCAGCUCUAGUAUGCACGGUCUAGAUCCAAUGUAACUCUUUGAGCCGGUGACUCUUUCUAUGGAAUUACAAAAAUGACUUCUGUGAGAGUGUGCCCAACGGGAGACCACGUUGUCAGACUCCAGGAACCACUGGACAAAAGUAGAAGUGUUGCUUAUGUCCGUAUUUUUUUCUAAAUAGUCUACAUUUUUCGAAUAAACCAAACUGUAACAGUUACUGUAGCGUAAAACGAUGCUGACGUAGAGACUACAUGCUGUAGUGGGAGUCUGGCAAGGAGGAGGGUUUCCUGCUGUGUGAGCAGUGGAUGUGGCAGCUGUUUGGUGGGCGAAAGAGAAAAGUGAUACAGAAAACAUUGCUUUUGCCUUAUUUACAGAGAGCUUCAAAGAAGUACUUGACCUGCAAGGUGCCACCUUUUGCACAGAAGCUUUUCUGUGCACAGAGUAUAUUUAUUUUUUCAUUUAAUUUGUAUCAUGUAUUUUCUUUGAGUCGCUCACAGCGAUAGUUCCAGCUUUUUAUAUACAUAUAUAUGUGUGCAUAUAUAUAUUUAUCUAUAUAUAUGUAUUUUAUAUAUAUGUGUGUAUUUGUGUGAUUUGCAUUUCGACCAGCUGGUGGUUUGGGCAGGGCCAUGUCCUGCCAGCUGUUGUGGUUCCAGCCCUUGUGGUAUGAUUUAGGGUCCCUUAGAGUCCAGGAGAGCUGUGAGGAUGGGUGCCCUGAGUAUCUUUCCACUCUUGCUAGAGGCAAGAAGUAGAACUGGAAUUCUCCUCUAUCGACUGAAUCAGUGAAGUGCCCAAAACCAGGUGAGAGAGAAAAGGAUUUCUAACGAUGCCUUUUUACUGUACAGCGUAUGGUACAAAAGUUCAGCUUUUAUCUCUCCUCUCCCCUGUAUGUGAACCUCGAAACAUCUGCUCACUUACAAAAGCCUUUUUCCUCCUGUUUGUUGCCCGCUAGAUACCAGUUCUUGCCUGAAGCUGGGGUGCAGGUAUCGUGUGUUAAUUCUGACAUUCACUUCUUGUGCUCUCGCUAGAAGGGCAGACCUGCAGCCAGCUCCUUCCUGCUGAAAAAGGCUUAGACCAGCACCACCUCAGCUGCCCUCUUGUCUGUGUCUUUAGAAUUCCAGACCAUGAUGAGAUGGUGCCCUCCCUUUUAGUGAUUUUUGUGCACUUUGCCUGUGUAUAUUUAGAGCAGGGAAAGGUACGAGGCUCAUUAGAUUUUGGAGGGGAAGGACUGUUUGCUGGAACUGUGAGUAACUGGAGGCACCCGGGGGUGGGGGUAGAGGAAGGAAGAACUCACGACUCAGUGGUUCUGUUUGUACUGUAAUUUCUAUUGAGUAUGAAAGAAUGACCUUUUGCACUUGAUCUAACUGUGGACUUUACUAAAUCUGGGUUUAAAAGAGUAGGAGGACUGUAAAUUCUUGAGACAGGAAAAGGCAAGUGCUGACAUCUUAAGUUCUUUAAUUUCAUAGUUUGAUUCAUGUAACUCAGACUUUAAUGUGCUUGAAUAUAGUAAAAAUUACACUACAGUCAUAAAUGGGUCAUUAAACCUUUUUUUAAAAGCCCUUUUCCCUCUAAAGGUCGGUAUUCUUGUGUUUACAUUGGAGAUCAUUUGCACCUUUACAAGGAAAAUAAGUAUUCUGUAAACAAAUGUUUACAUGUAUCAUUUAUGCUUUUUUCUAGCAUGAGUAACUUGUAUAAAUAGUGCUAUCUUAAUAAAUUUCUUUUAUGCUGUU
This is a messenger RNA of Empidonax traillii (willow flycatcher), 3761 nucleotides long. It is a transcript of the gene KLHL20, whose product is annotated as kelch like family member 20. Bases 131 to 1960 code for a protein of 609 amino acids. The transcript has 12 exons. Gene Ontology annotation, molecular function: protein binding. NCBI's taxonomy places the organism in Eukaryota, Metazoa, Chordata, Aves, Passeriformes, Tyrannidae. The record is from RefSeq and is a predicted model, not a curated record.